Candidozyma haemuli is the source of this 846-nucleotide messenger RNA. RefSeq names its product mannosylinositol phosphorylceramide synthase catalytic subunit (gene MIT1). Gene Ontology annotation, molecular function: mannosyltransferase activity. NCBI's taxonomy places the organism in Eukaryota, Fungi, Ascomycota, Pichiomycetes, Serinales, Metschnikowiaceae. Gene Ontology annotation, biological process: mannosyl-inositol phosphorylceramide biosynthetic process. The coding region runs from base 1 to 846 and encodes 281 amino acids. The transcript is spliced from 2 exons. The record is from RefSeq and is a predicted model, not a curated record.
AUGAGGAAAGAGUUGAAAUAUAUCUUGUGGGGCCAUGCCGCUUUGAUAGCGUUCUUAGUUUACUGCAGCUACGAUUUGAUCAGUUUACUCUUUGAUGACUCCUUUCAAGAUGCCUUGCUAGAUAUUGAGCUCAACCCAGCGGACGGCAAAAUUGAAAAGCCAAAUGUGAUACCCAAAAUUAUACAUCAAACUUAUAAGGAUGAGCACAUCCCCAAACUAUGGCAGCCAGGACAAAAGGCUUGUGUUGAGCUACACCAUGAUUACCAAUACAUUUUAUGGACCGAUGAUACCGCAAGAGAAUUUAUAGCUGAAGAAUAUCCCUGGUUUCUUCUGACUUGGGACUCUUACCCAUACCCGAUCCAACGUGCAGACGCAAUACGCUACUUUGCCUUGGCUCAUUACGGUGGCAUAUACAUAGAUUUGGACGAUGGUUGCGUGCGCCGUCUAGAUCCGUUGUUGACUGUCCCCGCCUUCGUUAGGCAGACAGUGCCAACGGGUAUAUCCAACGAUGUGAUGGGUGCAGUUCCUAAACAUCCAUUUUUCAUCAAGGUUUUGGGAAAUCUUCAAAAGUAUAAAAGGAAUUGGCUUGUUCCAUAUAUCACUAUUAUGUUUUCGACAGGGCCUUUGUUCCUUUCGGUGAUGCUUCAACAAUACAAGCGGUAUGGUGUGCCAGAGGCAGCGAAAGUGAGAAUUUUGCUUCCUGAAGACUACAAAACUCAUGUCUUUUCAUUCUUUGCUAUAUCUCCAGGGUCGCUGUGGCAUCUAGAUGAUGCUAAGUUUAAUAAUGGCCAUUCUUCGCUUCUUGACGAGUGGCCAGCACACUGUUUAACAAAGGGUACCGAGUAA